AUGGCACCCACAGGUAGCUGGAGAGUUUAUAUUCUAUGCUUCUUGUCACAUAUAAUAGGUCUAUGUAUAUUUCUUAAGGGGUUUUUCCCUUCAAAAGUUGUUUUACCGGGACAUAAUGAAUUUUCCAUUCCAGAUCCAUUUGUCCAAUCCAAUGGAAAGGCACAAUUUGAAAACGUUAUUGUAAUGGUUGUUGAUGCUAUGAGAGCAGACUUUCUCUUUUCAGAAUCACGUUCAGAAAUGAAAUUCGUACACAGCUUGAUUAAUCAGAACUCGGCCCUUCCGUACACUGCAUUUUCAACCCCACCAACUGUCACCUUGCCUAGAUUGAAAGGGAUCACCACGGGUGGGACUCCAAACUUCUUAGAUGCCAUAUUGAAUGUGGCAGAUGAUAAAGAUGACUCCCAGGGUCUUUCUAGUCAAGAUUCUUGGGUUCACCAAUUCAAAUAUUGUAACCCAACAAACCGUGAACUUCAUUUCUUUGGUGACGAUACGUGGUUGAAGCUCUUUCCCCCAGAAGAAUAUUUUGAAAAAUUCGAAGGAACCAAUUCAUUCUUUGUUAGUGACUUUACUGAUGUCGAUAACAAUGUUACAAGACACUUGAAUGAAGAAUUGUCUAAGGAAUCAAACUGGAGCGGAUUAAUCCUCCAUUAUCUAGGACUUGAUCAUAUUGGCCAUAAAGGGGGGCCCGACUCGGUGUUCAUGGGCUCAAAACAAAAGGAAAUGGACUCUAUAAUCGAGAGAUUAUAUAAUUAUAUCAUUGGAGAAUCUUCGAAGGAAACGCUUUUAGUGGUAAUGGGUGAUCAUGGGAUGAACGAAAUUGGUAAUCAUGGUGGGUCCUCUGUAGGAGAAACAAGCCCAGGUUUACUACUAAUAUCCCCUAAAUUCCAAAAAUUGUCACAAGGUUUGAAAAGCCCCCUCAAGGACGAUCCUCACUAUCAGUAUUAUAGAAAUAUCAAUCAGAUUGACUUGGUGCCCACAUUAGCGUCUUUGCUUAACUUUCCUAUACCGACAAAUAAUCUCGGAGUAGUGAUUGAAAAUAUCCUUGGUUUAUGGGAUUCCAAUGAAAAGAAACAUGCUAUUCUUCUAGAAAACUGUCAACAAUUCAAAAGAUUAGUUGAGGCUAAGUAUUCAUCCACUGAUAAUGAAUAUUCGAACAUAAUGUCCAAAUGGGAAAAAAUCCAAGGGCUUGAUCACGAUUCAGCUCAGACUAGUCCUUAUUAUGACUUCUUAUAUGAAGUUCAAGAUAUUCUCAGUCUGUCUGCCACAAACUAUAAUUAUUCGGAUAUUUGGUGUGGAUUUUUAAUUUUAACUAUUUCGUCACUCUCAACUUGGUUAAUCAGUAGCUAUUACUUUUUUAUGGGCAGCCAGCUUAACAAAGCUCUUUUAGUGGCUUUCCAGGCCUGCACAGUUCUUUAUUCAGUUCACUUUCACGGAUCCUCUUUGAUCGAAGAAGAAUACCAAAUUUGGUGGUUCUUUAGUAUGAUCUUCAUAAUAUUUUUAUUUUGCUACUCGAAAUUUAAAGGUAUCCCUUACUUCAUACUUCUCAUUACUGGAUUUAGGUUAAUAAGGUCCUGGAACAAUUCCGGUCAAAAAUUUUCUACACCUUUUACAACAGCAGCAUAUUUUCUUAAUAAUGUCUCCGUAUUAUGGUCAAUAAAUUUCAUCGUUUUCACAAUAAUUUCCUUUAAAAUUUGCUAUCAAGGGUAUUUUGUGAAUUGCUUUAGUAUAGGAACAGUUACCGGAAUUAAACAGAAGAUAACUAAUGUUGGUGGUUUUUUGGCAUUUGUAUUAACGCAUGUCGUAUCGUCGAUAUCUUUUGUAUUCAAGUUGUCUCAAUUUCACAACGAUGGUAAUAAAGUGCCCGAAUGGGCACUUUGGAUCAUCAAUUAUACAUGUGAUUCGUUUGGAAUAGAUAUAGAGAAUUCUAAUAAAAACCAAUUUCAAGAGAUGAAUAUUCAAUUGGCACAGAUUUCAUUCUACGGAAUUUUCUUCCUUCUGCUUUUAAGGAUACUUUUGGGUAACCUUAGGAGCUGCAAACAAGCAUUAAUUACUGAUUUGACCAACAUCAUGACUAUUUUAUUGAUGCAACAAUCAAGAUGUGAAAAUAUACCAAUAUUUUUGAUUUUCUUUAUUACAGAGUGGUCUAUUUCAAAAAUUUUGCACAAUGACGGUAAGAAAUUAAGAAAGAACCUUGAUGAAUUGAUCAUUAUAAGUACAUCAUUCUCAUUAUGUGUUCAAAAUUUGUCAUUUUUUUCAAUUGGGAAUACUAAUCUGUUAGCUACUGUUGAUUUAUCGAAUGCUUAUAAUGGAGUCAGUUCUUAUGAUGUAUUUUUGGUGGGCCUACUAACUUUUAUUUCUAAUUAUGCUGUUGUAAUAUUUUGGUCUUUUGUAUCUUUAAAGCUCAUUUUUGAAGAUAGUUUUAUCAGAUUCUCAAACGAUUUGAGUGAAAACUUGAUUAAUUAUCCAACCAUUUUCAAGAAAAAGAUUUUGAUCGUGAAGUCAUUCUUGACACUAACAUUUUACGGAAUAUCUGUCAUUAAUCUUGUGGGAUCUUGUAUAAAUUUAAGGUUUCAUUUGUUUAUAUGGACAGUUUUUUCACCAAAACUACUCUAUUUUGCCAGUUGGUCAGUUUUGAUGAAUGGCUUAAUUGAUUUUUUAGUUGCAACAACUUUAAUAGCGAUAUCAUAG
This is a messenger RNA of Hyphopichia burtonii NRRL Y-1933, 2688 nucleotides long. It is a transcript of the gene GPI7, whose product is annotated as mannose-ethanolamine phosphotransferase. NCBI's taxonomy places the organism in Eukaryota, Fungi, Ascomycota, Pichiomycetes, Serinales, Debaryomycetaceae. The transcript has a single exon. Gene Ontology annotation, biological process: GPI anchor biosynthetic process. Gene Ontology annotation, cellular component: endoplasmic reticulum membrane. The record is from RefSeq and is a predicted model, not a curated record. The coding region runs from base 1 to 2688 and encodes 895 amino acids.